AUGAUUGAUAAUGGCGAUGGUAAUGAUGAUGAUGAUGAAGAUGAUGAUGAUGAUGAUGAUGAUAAUGAUGAUGGGUCAUCGGUCGGAGAAGAGCGCGAAUUUACUGACCGGAAGUUCUGUGGUUCGAACCCGACCUCUGCCUCUCAACUGCCCCUGAGUAGGCCUGGGCAACCUGGUAGUAUCCCAGCUGUCGCGCCUCCUGUGGCAUGGUGCCCCGUUGCAUCAGGUUUCCUGCAUCUCUUUGGUAAAAAGGAACUCCUUUUCUUAUCUCUGGAUCUUAAGGGAUUGUGGGGUGUUUCCUUGUAUGGCUGUGAGACUUGGCCUGUUCGAGAAACGGAACUGAGACGUCUUCACGUGUUCCACUAUCAUUGUCCCGGGACUAUAGCUCAUGUGGGUUGGUGUUGGCAAAUCCAUGACGAGGCAACUAGAAAGCGAGUUUUUGGCUGUGUACCCAGCACCAGAAGCUGUGUUGGUUGGCACACGUAUUGCGUAUGUCGAGUUAUCGUUUGCCGAAGAGAGUGCUGUUUUCUGUGCCCAAUUCAGGGUUGUGGAAGCAGAGAGGUGGCCAACUCUCGACCUGGUAAAGGGGGGUUGCGUGAUUCCCACUGCACGUGGUCGGAUCGUUCAGCUGUAGCACCCUUCCGGUGUCUAACUGCCAUGCCACCCGAAGGCUGCACGAGGGCUGGGAUACUGCCAGGUUGCCCAAGCCUAGACAGGGGGAGUCGAGAGGCGGAGGUCGGGUUCGAACCACAGACCUUCCGGUCAGUAAAUUCGCGCUCAAACCACUUGGGCUAUCUCGCCCCUACGUGGUUAGAGAGCUACCACAUAAGGCUGCUCCUCGACGCUAAUGACUUUCCUGUUGUCAGUUUCUAUCCAGAUUGCCUGAGUGAGUGUCUGGAGGUUGGGAGGAAGAAGGCCUUCGCUGCGGAGUUGUUCAUUAGAGAACCACCAAUUGAACAGUUACAGACUAAUGGACAGGGCAGCGAAACUCUCAUAUGCAUCUUGUUUAUAAAAACUGAAUAUCCAUCUUCUCCUUGA
Molecule: messenger RNA, 1038 nt
Organism: Opisthorchis viverrini
Lineage: Eukaryota; Metazoa; Platyhelminthes; Trematoda; Opisthorchiida; Opisthorchiidae
Exons: 6
Coding region: 1-1038 (345 amino acids)
Source: RefSeq, a predicted model, not a curated record